Molecule: messenger RNA, 2034 nt
Organism: Lucilia sericata (common green bottle fly)
Lineage: Eukaryota; Metazoa; Arthropoda; Insecta; Diptera; Calliphoridae
Gene: Rip11
Product: myb-like protein X
Biological process (GO): regulated exocytosis
Cellular component (GO): intracellular membrane-bounded organelle
Molecular function (GO): small GTPase binding
Source: RefSeq, a predicted model, not a curated record
GUGGAUCCAGAAUUGGAAGAAAUUGAAAAUGAAUUUAGCAUAAGAGCGCGUACUUUACCACCUCCUUCAAAACCUCCACGCACACCUCAAAUGGAUGGAGGCGAAAUGAAAACAAAUGGCAAAAGUAACUCAGAAUUGGAUGAAUGGGAAUCUAAAUUAUAUGGACGUAGUGCUGAGUCUGGUAAUUCUGAUUCGUUAAAGCGCCGAUCCUGGGAGCCGGUGGCGGUGCCUUUGAAAACUACCACUUAUGAAGAAGAAACAGAAAAGGAGUUACCCCUCACAGAACCAGAGCCUAUGAGUAAAUCUCUUUUACCCACUUUACAAGAAUCACAAACUCCUGAAAGUUUCUCCGAUAGUUCAAGCAGCAGUGAUGAAGAAAUUGAGGCAGAAAAACCAAAACAAGUUGUUGUGACUCCUUUGAGACCAGCAAGUGAGGAAAAAUCCAAGGUAAUAACUUCCUCUCCAAUAAAACCCACUGAUCUCAAACUAUUGACUCCAAGUGACAAUGGCGAAAUUGUUAAAAAAGAUUCCCUACUCUCACCAGAUGUGGAUAAAAAUGAAUUUGCCAAAUUUAAUGCUUCCUUUGCUAAAUUUGAACAGAGAAACAGUUCCAAAUUCUUUGAUAUUGGUGAAGAAACAAAUAAUUUCCUUAAAAAUGAAUCUCUAACAUCUGGUGUUAACCAACCACAGCCCAAACCCAGAGCAAGAAUUUCGCCUAUGGUGGAAAAGGAGGAUAAUAGCAAAAAAGCUUUAGAGGAAGAAGCAAAACGCAAACGUGACGCCGAAGAUGCUCGUUUAGAAGCUGAAUUAAAAGAAAAUGAAAGACGCCUUAAAGAAGAGGAAGAAGCUUUACAAAAAGAAUUGCGUGAGAAAGAAGAAGAGGAAAAGAGACGAGAAGCCAAACGUCGUGAAGAAGAUUUUAGAAUUUUAAAUUUCUCCAAACGUCUAGUGUCACAAGAAGAUAAACCCGAAGAAAAGCCACAAAAAAAUCAUGAACCUUUGGUCAAUAAUAAAGAACAAUAUAAAGAGGAAAAGAAACUAGAAAUCAAUAAUAAAAAAGAACGCCAAUUCAACAUAAACCGAGAAAAACAAACGAUUAGUAACGCCUCUACGCCUAGUCCCAAACAAAAUGAACGCAUUAUUAUAGGCCAUGAAAAAGCCACCACACAAGCGGAAAGACGUGCUGAAAUCUCAGCCGCAUUAGCCAAAAAAUAUGAAGGCAAAUCAAGAGAGGAACUUAUGCUUAUAGCCAAUGGCAUGGAAAAUGAAGCCUUAAUACAAAGACAACGUGUCAAAGAACUUGAAGAUUAUUUAGACAAUUUAUUAUUAAGAGUUAUGGAAACACAUCCCAAAAUCUUACAAAAUCCCUACUCACGAACAACUUCUGCUAAGAGCGGUUGAGAAUCAUUGUUACACUUCUGCAAAAACCAAUUAAACCAUCAUCACAAAUGAAAGGAAGAUGUUCUGAAUUCAUCACCAUAUUGCCUUUGAAGUGCAAAACUAAAGUGCUUUUAUUGUAUUUUGUUGAAAUCUAUGAUAUUUUUUAUAAAUUACAAUUUUUUAAACUAAUUAACUAAACUACUAUUUUAAAUAAAUAACUUUAAAAUAAUUACUAUUUAAUAAACAAAUAUAACAGUUUUUAUAAAAGAAACAUUAAGGCAAUAUUACUAUUGUAACAAAACUUUUGUAACAAAAACCUAUUUCCUAAUAAUUUCCAAAAUUUCUUGUUAUUUUCAAAAGUAUUGUUUUUAUACGCUGUCCUUCUACUCUUCUAUUAAAUGUAAUACCUAUAAAGAUUUGCUAUUUAUCUAUCACUAAGCUUUCUUUAACUUUAUAAAUAUGAUUAAAAAAAAUCAACAAAAUUUCUUAGUUUUUAAGUUAUAGUUUAAUAUUAACAAUAAUAAUAAUAAUUGUAAAACAUUUAUAUUUAUUAUUUAAAAUCAACAAGAUACUAACCAUAAUUAGAAAAACUUGAGAAUUAUUUUAAGCUUUUAAAUCCAACAGAAUUUGUGUUAAAUCUUGUUUUUUAAACAA